This is a messenger RNA of Candidozyma auris, 867 nucleotides long. RefSeq names its product mitochondrial 54S ribosomal protein uL23m (gene MRP20). Gene Ontology annotation, molecular function: structural constituent of ribosome. Gene Ontology annotation, cellular component: ribosome; mitochondrial large ribosomal subunit. The coding region runs from base 1 to 867 and encodes 288 amino acids. The record is from RefSeq and is a predicted model, not a curated record. Gene Ontology annotation, biological process: mitochondrial translation. The transcript has a single exon. Lineage: Eukaryota; Fungi; Ascomycota; Pichiomycetes; Serinales; Metschnikowiaceae.
AUGACCUCCAUCCUUCGAGCCGUGGCUGGCGUGGCCAGGGCUAUUCCUAGGCGCUUUGUCCACCACAAAAUGUCCCCCAAGGAUUACCCCAAGGUCAACGUGGCCGACGUCGACCUCAAUCCUCCCAAAUACGGUUUCCGUAGGGAGAGAAAACCGCUUCUCUCCCAGCUGGUGAAAGACACGCUUUUCCCGGCUGUUGCAAUCAAAGAGUUAUAUAAAAAUGAAGGAAAGCCAGUGCCAAUGAAGUUUAGAGGUAACAACGAUGAAGUUGCUCGCAGAAACUAUGAGAGGUUUCAGGAGGAAGUCGCCAUGGGCCUUCCUCACUUCAAGGUUGGCAAUAAGAAAGUGUACCUUCCCAAGGCCAGAGUCAUUCUUUUGCAUCCGCUUGCAAGACACACGCCGUACCAGGCCCGUUUUCUCGUCCCUCGUAAUUUCAACAAGCUCGACUUAAGGGACUACCUUUGGCAUGUAUAUGGCUUGAGAGCCCUUAACGUCACUGUUCAGCUAACGCCAAGAGUGUGGAAGAGACGUCAGAACGAUUUUGCUCGUCACAGAAGUCGCCAGUUGAAAAUCAUGACCAUCGACAUGGAGGAGCCGUUUGUGUGGCCUAAGUUGCCAGAGAAGGCUCAGGACAUGGGCUACACGAGAAUGAAGGAACAGCUUGAGUACUCCAAGAGAUUGAUGGGCAAAUCAGACGCAGAGAGACCUGUAGAUGCCUUUGACGGUAUCUUCAACAAGACAGAACUUCCCAACACGUUCGUGUCGGCAAAAUCCCAGAAAGUGUUGAAGGAGAAAGUCGAUGCCAUGGUUGCCAAGGAGGAACUGGCCAUUGACAGACGUAAGGUGGCCCAGUUUUUGAAAUUAUAA